UUUUGCAGAUAUCUCAAUGGGAAAGAGAGUGAAGCAUCUCGUGGAAUCCCACACGGGUGGUUGGAAUAAAAGAAAGAGACAGGAAAAGAAGUUGCCGCAGGAAGAAAUUGGUGAAGAAAGGAAGCAGGUCGAGAAGAAGAGGAAGACCGACGACCGUGGUUUCAUGGAGACAGAGUCCUUUGCUGUUCUCGAUUUAUCAGAGCCAACGAUAAACGCCAUUAAGGACAUGGGUCAUCAGUACAUGACUCAGAUCCAAGCACAAGCAAUUCCACCACUUUUACUCGGCAAGGAUGUUCUUGGAGCUGCAAGGACUGGAUCGGGGAAAACGCUGUCCUUUUUGAUACCGGCUGUUGAGUUGUUGCAUCAACUAUGUUUUAAGCCGCGCAAUGGAACUGGCGAUAUAGUCAUUUGCCCGACUAGGGAAUUGGCGAAACAGAUUCAUAGGGAAACAGAAAGGCUUCUCAAGUAUCACUCUCAGACGCUAGGCUUGGUAAUCGGUGGCGUGUCCAUAAUGCAAGAAGCGAAUCAUUUGGUCAAAGGAGUAAAUAUUUUGAUUGCAACCCCCGGACGGCUUCUUCACCAUCUUCAAAGCACAAAGGGCUUUACCUUUAAAAACCUCAAGUGCCUUGUCCUUGACGAAGCUGACAGGAUUCUGGAGGAAAAUUUCGAGAAAGAAAUUAAUCAAAUCAUUUCUAUUUUGCCAAAGAUUGAGGAUCUUGCACGCAUAUCAUUUAAGGACAAGCCUAUUUUUAUCAACGUGGAGGAGAAGAGGAAGAGGGUCACGAAUGAAGGGCUGCAGGAAGGCCAUAGCAUCGUACCAGCUUCCAAGAAAUUCAUUCUUCUCUAUGCAUUCUUAAAGAAGAACGUGUCUAAGAAAGUGAUGGUUUUCUUCUCGACAUGCAAAGCUGUCAAAUACUAUUCCGAGCUUCUUAGGUACAUUGGGGUUGACUGCCUUGAUAUUCAUGGAAAACUGAAUCAGUCCCGACGGGACUCGGCACACAGCAGUUUCUCCAAAGCUGACAAAGGCAUCUUGUUAUGUACUGAUGUAGCUGCCCGUGGCCUUGAUAUUCCUGUAGUGGAUUGGGUCGUUCAGUUUGAUCCCCCUGCUGAAACUGAGAGUUAUAUCCAUAGGGUUGGUCGCACAGCACGUGGGGAUGGUGCUAAAGGCAAUGCCUUGCUUUUCCUCAUUCCCGAAGAGAUGCAGUAUCUUGGAUAUCUAAAGGCUGCUAACGUACCUAUCAACGAGUAUGAAUUCAAUGAAAAGAAGCUGCCUCACUUGCAGCCAGUACUUGAAAAGUUGGUGGCCAACAACUACUAUCUCAACAGGUCAGCUAUUGAAGCAUACAAAGCACACAUUGAAGCGUACAAGGGACUGGCUGCUGCUUUUGGCCUUUCGUGUCCUCCAAGGGUCAAUUUGGACAUUAGUACUCGGGCGUCAAAGGUUAGGAAGCUGCCGAGGAAACGAAAACAUGCUUUCGACCAUGGGAACCCGUAUGGAAGACAAGACGUGCAGUUUGUCAGAUAU
Striga asiatica is the source of this 1525-nucleotide messenger RNA. NCBI's taxonomy places the organism in Eukaryota, Viridiplantae, Streptophyta, Magnoliopsida, Lamiales, Orobanchaceae. The record is from the annotation of a GenBank genome assembly.